Messenger RNA from Tripterygium wilfordii, 3902 nucleotides. Its product is annotated as structural maintenance of chromosomes protein 6B-like. NCBI's taxonomy places the organism in Eukaryota, Viridiplantae, Streptophyta, Magnoliopsida, Celastrales, Celastraceae. Gene Ontology annotation, cellular component: site of double-strand break; nucleus; chromosome. The transcript is spliced from 25 exons. The record is from RefSeq and is a predicted model, not a curated record. Gene Ontology annotation, molecular function: single-stranded DNA binding; protein binding; ATP binding. Bases 808 to 3615 code for a protein of 935 amino acids. Gene Ontology annotation, biological process: double-strand break repair via homologous recombination; chromosome organization.
UGUUACACCUUGUCCAAGAAUUUGGACAUGUGCUUGAGACACAGCCUGCCUGUCAAAUCAGAGUGUUAAAUGGUUUUCUGGUUGCUUAUGCAUGCUUUGAGGCUUGUGGCGCUGGGAUUUGGAUGGAAGUUUGGAAGCCAAUUGUUUUUUUUCACAAAGCUGGAAACUGUAAAUGCGGGCUGGGCAAGUUACUAUCUUGCUCAUGUAUGGUUGUAUACUAUUAUUAAAUAUGUAUGUAUAUGUACAAUUCUAGUGGGUUAAGGGUUGUCCACUUAUGAACUAAUAACUGAUACGUGUGGAUAUUGAAUACUUUGUGAAUGUUCCCUGUUGUUAGCAACAAAACAUCCUUAUGAAGGUGCAUCAUCAAUAAUUCAAGUCAUGGCAUGGUGGUAAUGUGCUUUGCGCAGGGUGCCUUGCAAUAUCCUUUCCCUUAGCAUUAGAAUACUGUCUAAAUGUCUUCUCAGGUGCCUUGUCCUGCCUGAUAACUUGGUAUGUCCUCUUUCAUUGAUAAGUUUGUAUCAUUCCCCAAAAAGUAUGUAAGGUUUGGGCGGUCUCUAGAAAUUUGUAAAACUCUUCUGUUCCUCUUUUCUUAUAUUAUAUUGCAAAGUUACUUGAAUAUCAAAGAACAUAUAUUUUAAUCUUAUCUUAGUUCACAUAAUUGAAAUCUGGCCAAAAUAACCUUCAGAAACCAUUUGCCGCCAUUCAUACUUGAUAUUGAGCAAAGGAUGUUGAGAUCUAGGAUUGUAGAGAAGAAUAGAAAACCGAAGUGAUUGGAAUUUGAUGUGACCUCUGGAGGUACAGCUGUAAAUGUCUACAGAUGACCAUAUUGUGUUAUCCUUCUCUCUCUAUCCUCUGCUCUUCCCCUUCAUGUCUUGGCAAGCUUCUUGGAGGAUUGACGUCGAGAAUCCGUGUGUUAUAAUGAGUCAAGACAAAAGCAGGGAGUUUUUGCAUUCUGGAAAUAACAAAGAUAAAUUCAAGUUCUUUUACAAGGCAACGCUUCUACAGCAAGUCAAUGAUCUUCUACAACGUAUACAUGAGAGCUUGAGUUCUGCAAGUGCACUUGUUGAUGAAAUGGAGACUUCGAUAAGACCCAUACAGAAGGAACUUGGUGAGCUCCAGGGGAAAAUAAAAAACAUGGAGCAUGUCGAAGAAAUAAGACAGCAGGCACAGCAGUUGAAGAAAAAACUUGCUUGGUCAUGGGUGUAUGACAUAGAUAAGCAGCUGCAGGAACAUUCUUUAAAGACCACAAGCUUUAAAGAUCGUAUACCCACCUGCCAAGAAAAAAUUGACAAGGAAUUAGAAAAAGUGGAGACAUUAAAGGACCGCUUCACUAAAAAGAAAGCACAAAUUGAAGUCAUGAUGCAAAAGACAUCGGAAGUGAGGAGAAAGAAAGAUGAGUUGCAGCAGACUAUUUCCUUGGCAAAAAAAGAGCAACUUCAGCUGGAAGAAGAGCAUGGCCGGAAAAAUAAAACAAUCCAGAACAUGGUGAGGCGUUUAAGGUUGCUUGAACGUCAAGUCCAGGAUCUUCAAGAACAACAUGUUAAAAAUACACAGGCUGAAGAAAUCGAGAUAGAGGAAACGCUGAAGGCACUCCAACGCGAAGUUGAUACUAUAAAUUCAACACUUUUAAGGUUCAAGGAAGAAGAGAGUGCCUUGUCUGAAAGACUAUCAGUUGGAAUGAUCGAAAUAAAAAAGAUUGAAGAAGAGAUGCAAGAGUAUGAGAAAAAGCAUCGUGAGCUUAAAUUUAGUAUCACUGAGCUUCGGCAACAUCGGACUAACAAGGUUACAGCCUUUGGGGGAGACAGAGUAAUUUCUCUCUUGCGCAGCAUUGAGAGACAUCAACACAAGUUCAAAAGGCCACCAAUAGGUCCAAUUGGUGUCCACUUGACUUUGGUAAAUGGUGAUACAUGGGCUCGUGCAGUUGAAGCUGCAAUAGGAAAUCUGCUCAAUGCUUUCAUUGUUACCAAUCAUACCGAUUCUCUCAUUCUGAGAAAAUGUGCCAGGGAAGCCAAUUACAAUUAUCUUCAGAUUAUUAUACAUGACUUCUCAAGAGCAAGGUUGAAUAUACCACCUAACAUGCUUCCUCAAACCCAGCACCCUACUACACUCUCUGUUAUAGAUUCUGACAAUGAUACUGUAAUGAAUGUUUUGGUGGAUAUGGGACAUGCUGAGAGGCAAGUGCUUGUUAGAGAUUAUGAUGUUGGAAAAGCGGUUACUUUUGACCAAAGGGUCUUUAAUCUGAAGGAGGUGUACACUUUAGAUGGUUACAAAAUGUUUUUCCGAGGUUCAGUCCAGACAAUUCUUCCUCCAAAUAGGAAGCAAAGAAAUGCUCGUCUUUGUGGCUCUUUUGAUGACCAAAUUAAGGAUCUUGAAAGGGAUGCAUUUGGUGUGGAAGAAGAAGCUAAACAGUGCAGGAAGAGGAGAAAGGACGCAGAGGAAAAGCUUCAGGGUCUUAAAGAUACUCUCCAUACUGUCAAGAGGAGGCGCAUGGAUGCAGAACACAGCUUGUCUACUAAGAACAUGGCACUACGGGAUGUGAAGAAUGUAUAUGCUGUCCAAACUAGUGCUUCACAAGCAUCAACUGUUGAUGAGCUUCAUGAAGAAAUUUCAAAAGUCCAAGAGGAGAUACAGAAAAUGAGACUGUUAUUGGACAAUGUCCAAGAGAGGAUGAAUGAAGCUAUAGCAAAAAAUAAAGAUCUUAGAUCUUCAUUUGAGCAUUUAUGUGAGUUAGCAAAAGAUGAAAUUGGUGCCUUUGAGGGAGCAGAGCAGGAUCUAAUGAAGAUUGAGAAAGAUCUACAAUCCGCAGAAGCGGAGAAAGCUCAUUAUGAAAAUGUAAUGAGAAACAAGGUCCUACCUGAUAUCAAACGAGCAGAAGAACAAUAUCAGAAACUUCAGGACGAUCGUGAGGAGAGUAGCAGGAAGGCCUCUAUUAUUGUUCCUGAAAGUGAAAUUGAAGCUCUGGGAGAUUGGGACGGGAGCACCCCUGAGAAACUCAGUGCACAGUUAGACAGACUGAAUCAGAGACUUAAGCAUGAGAGCCAACGAUACUCUGAAUCCAUAGAUGACCUCAGGAUGAUGUAUGAGAAAAAAAAGCGGAAGAUUUCAAGAAAACAGAAAACCUACGAUGCAUUUCGAGAGAAGUUGAAUGCUUGCCAGAAAUCCCUACAUUCACGGUGGACAAAGUUUGAAAGGAACGCAACCCUUUUAAAGCGCCAACUGACUUGGCAAUUUAAUGGGCAUUUGAGAAAAAAAGGGAUUAGCGGGCACAUUAAAGUUAGUUACGAAGAACAGAUGCUGUCAGUGGAGAUAAAGAUGCCCCAAGACGCUUCAAGCAGCAGUGUUCGUGAUACUAAAGGGCUUUCAGGUGGUGAGCGUUCCUUUUCGACAUUAUGUUUUGCACUCGCACUUCAUGGAAUGACGGAAGCCCCAUUUCGGGCCAUGGAUGAAUUUGAUGUAUUCAUGGAUGCGGUUAGUAGGAAAAUCAGCCUAGAUACCCUUGUGGAUUUUGCAUUGGCGCAAGGUUCCCAAUGGAUAUUUAUCACCCCACAUGAUAUCAGCAUGGUCAAACAAGGGGAAAGGAUAAAGAAGCAGCAGAUGGCAGCUCCGCGUUCUUGAUUUUCCUGCUCUGCAACAUUGCCGAUUAACAAAUGAAGUUAUGCAUUGGCCUUACUUUGUUUAGAGGUUUAGAUGGGUUAAAACAUCCUUUGUUCUUUUGUAGUCUGUAAGUCUCUUCUACAUGACAAAUAGUUACACAUUUAUGCGGUUGAUGAUUUAUAGUAGAUUUGUAUCUAAUGAAUUGAAGUUGUCCAUGUUCCCGCAUUAUGCUGGGAAGAAGUGUAUAUAUGGGUUGUAGCCACAAAGUUCCUUUAUACCUGAGUUUAUAUGUAGUUGUGAUUAUCUGA